Messenger RNA from Medioppia subpectinata, 575 nucleotides. The record is from the annotation of a GenBank genome assembly. NCBI's taxonomy places the organism in Eukaryota, Metazoa, Arthropoda, Arachnida, Sarcoptiformes, Oppiidae.
CGGUCACGAGUGAUGACACGGAUGACGAGGCGCUCAUGUAUGAGGACGAGGACAGCCAAGAGAUGCCCGAACUGGACCUCAUAGACCUCGAUAUGGACGACGAGAUGAUGAUUAACACCGACGGCGAGGAGGAGGACGAUAGGGAUCCGAACGGCGCCGGCGAAGACUACCUCGACGUGACGGACACCGAGUUUAUACCGACCCGAACGCUGCCAAAGGGCGCCCGCAAGACGUUUCCCAACGGCGGUAACGGCGCGCCACGGCUUAUGAUGUCGUCUCCCAUGAAAAGGAUCCGGAAGUCCGAUAAAAGAGGCUUUAAGACGUCUCAAAAGUUUGGCGACAAAUUCCGGUGCAAUUGGAAAGACUGUGUAUUCAUUUCCAGUUAUAAGCAAAACGUCGAGAGACACUAUAGAGUGCAUACGGGCGAGCGGCCGUUCAAAUGCCAGUUCAACAAGUGUACGUUCUCGGCGUCACAGGCGGGCAAUCUGAAGGUCCACCAGCAAAGACACGGCCACUUCACGCCCAACGCCCACAAGAUUAGGAUUAAGUCAACGCAUAACGCGGUCAGAGCCUCG